GGGGGGUGUAAGGCGUGUAUAGCCAGUCCCAGUGUGGUGGAAAAGGGAGGGUAGCGGGAGAGAAAGGAAUGAGACUCGGGCGGAGCUAACUCCGGGUGCGAAGCUGGCCAUGGAGGAACGCGGGUCUCCCGACGACGGGUAAGGAGAGAUUGUGGGAGGUAAGAGGAGCCGCUGGGCUCAGGGAUGGUAACUCACGUUGCGGCCACAGGGACCCCGUGCGGAGCCUGGAGCAGGGGCCAGAGGGGCCAGAAACGCCCAUCCAGGUGGUACUCAGAGUGCGUCCCAUGAGCGCGGCGGAGCUGCGUCGAGGGGAACAGAGCGCGCUGCACUGCUCGGGGACCCGGACUCUGCAAGUGAGCCCCCCCGGCGGCGGCCCCGACGUGGCGUUCCGCUUCGGCGCCGUGCUGGACGGGGCGCGCACGCAGGAGGACGUGUUCCGGGCGUGCGGCGUGCGGCGUCUGGGCGAGCUGGCGCUGCGCGGCUUCUCCUGCACUGUCUUCACCUUCGGCCAGACCGGCUCCGGGAAGACCUACACCCUGACCGGGCCUCCUCCGCAGGGCGAGGGGGUGCCUGUACCCCCCAACCUAGCCGGCAUCAUGCAGAGGACCUUCGCUUGGCUGUUAGACCGGGUGCGGCACCUGGGAGCCCCUGUCACCCUCCGCGCCUCCUAUUUGGAGAUCUACAAUGAGCAGGUUCGAGACCUACUGAGCCUGGGAGCUCCCCGGCCUCUCCCUGUUCGCUGGAACAAGACCCAGGGCUUCUAUGUGGAGCAGCUGCGAGUGGUGGAAUUCGGGAGUCUGGGGGCCCUGAUGGAACUGAUGCAAAUGGCAAACCACAUCCCUCUGCCCCUUCGGACCUCCAGACCCUUCCAGCUUGUUGAAGGUCUUAGCCGUCGACGGAGCUCAGCUCACAGCCUGAACCAGGCCUCCAGCCGAAGCCAUGCCCUGCUCACGCUCUACAUCAGCCGCCAAACCAUGCCUCCAGUGGACCCUGGGGAGCCCCCCGUUGGUGGGAAGCUGUGCUUUGUAGACCUGGCCGGCAGUGAGAAGGUGGCGGCCACGGGAUCCCGUGGGGAGCUGAUGCUUGAGGCAAACAGCAUCAAUCGCAGCCUGCUGGCCCUGGGUCACUGCAUCUCCCUGUUACUGGACCCACAGCGGAAGCAGAGCCACAUCCCCUUCCGGGACAGCAAGCUCACCAAGCUGCUGGCAGACUCGCUGGGGGGACACGGGGUCACCCUCAUGGUAGCCUGCGUGUCCCCUUCAGUCCAGUGCCUCCCUGAGACUCUCAGCACCCUGCGAUAUGCAAGCCGAGCUCAGCGGGUCACCACUCGGCCACAGGCCCCCAAGUCACCUAUGGCAAAGCAACCCCAGCAUUUGGAGAUGGAGAUACUGCAGCUCCAGGAGGAGAACCGCUGCCUGCGGUCCCAACUGGGCCAAGUACACCCCAAGGCCUCAGGGCUCAGUGGGGCCCGGGUGGCCUGGGCCCAGCGGAACCUCUAUGGGAUGCUGCAGGAGUUCAUGCUGGAGAAUGAGAGGCUCCGGAAAGAAAAGAGCCAGCUGCAGAGUAGCCGGGACCAGGCCCGGGAUGAGCAGCGGGUCCUGGCCCAGCAGGUGCACGAGCUGGAGCGGCGCCUCCUCUGUGCCUGCUCCCUUCACCUGCCAAACCCCGGCCCAGCCCCACCGUGUCCCUGUGUGAUGGCACCAGCUCGCCCCUGCCACGCCCUGCCGCCCCUCUGCUCCUGCCCCUGCUGUCACCUGUGCCCCUUGUGCCGAGCACCGUUGGCCCACUGGGCCUGCCCACACAGGGGGCUCCAGCUGCCGCAGGUGUUUGGCCCUAAGACCCCAGGUGGCCUGGCUCUGUCUGCCCAGCCCCCACCCUGGGCACCCCCAUGCAAUCCUGACUCUGCCGAGUUCCCGAGAGAGAGGAGUCAUAGCGACUGGACUAGGACCCGAGUCCUGGCGGAGAUGUUGAUGCAAGAGGAGGUGGUGCCCUCUGCACCGCCCCUGCCCAUGGGGCCUCCAGACGCGUCACCAGUGCUGAGAGGCGGGGCUGCAGUUCCAAACCUAGCCCGGAGACUGGAGGCCCUCAGAGACCAGAUUGGCAGCUCCCUGCGACGCGGCCGGAGCCAGCCACCCCCCAGCGAGGGUACACGGAGCCCCAGCCGAGUCCUGCCUCCCUGCUGAGGGCAGAACACACCCCAGAGACCCCCGUGUGACCCUGGUCUGGGCUCUGCGCUCCUGGGUUUCAACCUCCCCAUCUGUGAAAUGGGAACAACGGCUGCUGCUUCCCUCUGCGACUGAGAGGGCAGGGGAGAGUUCCUCAGGGCUGCGGGUGGGGGCUGUGGGGCAGUUUGGGGGAGCAAGGGGAGGGUGCCACCCCAGACUGUGAGAAAUGUGGCCGGAUCUUGGAGAAAUCAGGCUGCAGGUGGUGAAAUAGACGAAUAAAGAGAGGUGUCCGCUCCAAGACUGGUCGGUCAUGUCUCCGGGUGUCCAGGCACUUCCGCGUGGGGGAGUCACAGAGAGGAGGGGUUCUCAAGGGAAUCUGAGGAGGAGGCAAGGACUCGUGGCAGAGGGGUGUGCCCCCUCUGAUCAGGAAUAUUCCAGGUUCCCAUCCCCUUCAUAUACAAGUUUUAAUUGAGCUGCUACUACAUGCUGCUGGGCAGAUGUAGGGAAAUCGGAUGGUGAGUGUCUCCACGAAGGAGACCUGAGGGACACUGGUUCAGGCUCACUCGGCUGUGUAUGUGCCGGAGCUGGAGGGAUCCUGAGGUCUGAGUUCUGAUGCCACAGACUUGCUGAGACCUUGGGCAGACCCUGAACCCUCCUUGGAUCGCUUUCUGGUGUUCAGCCAGUUAGAUGGGGCGUGAAGCUCCUUGUCUGUUGAGUUCAAGUGCAGGUUAGGAGGUGAAGGAUAUCAGGAUUCCUGGCGUAAGUACUCAGUAGGAUGCAAAGGGGCUCCAGUUAGGGGGAAAUCCAUUUUAUAGUUAGGGAAACUGAGACCCACAGGGCUCGUUCCUUCCUUUGUUUGUUCGUUCGUUCGUUCAUUCAUUCAUUCAUUCAGCACUACUAGCCUCAAGGCAAUUCAAGGUGGUGAACAGGACUGACAAGGGAUAAGCCGGCUUUGCCCAGGAAGCUCACAGGGGCCAGAUGAAAGGCAGGACGUGUGACUGGGCAUUAGGGGUGUUCCACAGUGGAGACUUAGUGGAAGGCCAGCAUUCACGGAGGCAGAGUCCAGGAUGGGGGGUAAUAACCAGAUGCCACAGACCCACCGGGCUCCGCAGGGGGGGCCAUGGUUAGGUUCAUGCAUAGAACCACACACGUUCAAAUCCCGCCUCCUCACUUAACCACGAGUAAUCCUGGGCAAAUGACUUCACUGCCCUGAGCCCGAGUUGUCUUAUCAGCAGAAUGAACACGAUAAUAGGACCUCCUCACUGGACGGUCCUGGGGAUUAAGUCCCCUGAGAGAUGGCAAGAGUAACAGCACAAGGCUUUGCCUGUUGCAGAGCACUUAGCCGAAAGCAACUUUCAGUCACUAUGGUCAUUUGAUGAGAUGGACACCCUGGGUUUGGAAAAAAAUUCGUUCAACAAAUACCUACCAAGAACCCACUUUGGGCCAGCCUUGAACAAAGCGUGAGAAUCCUUACCUUCAUAGAACACAGGAAACAAGAAAAUGGGCAAAAAUGCGUGGGAACUCGGUGAUCAGUACCAUGGAGCACAAUAUAGCCGGGAGGGCCCUCUACCAGACUGGGUGCCGUUCUAAAAAGGGGGAUCAGGAAGGGGCUCGUGCAGGGAACAUUCAUGCAGAGACCUGAAGGAGGGCGGGAAGGUGAACCUGGUUAAUGCCAUGAAGUCACUUUUCUCUAGGUAGUUUUGGUGCCACCCCGGCCCCGGGUGGCUCGGCAGGUUUGAGCCCGGGGUUCCUCCCCUCCCCAGAGCCCUUAUCUCACUCACUGUAUCAUCAGGGCCUGCUUGCUGGGAGGCCUUCAGGCCCAGGCGGGGAAGGCCCCUGGCACUGAGCAUGAGAACCUUCCUCAGCUGCCUUGGGAGGGUGGACACGGACCACCCAGGGGGACCCUGGCUGUUGCUGGUUCAUUCAUGUUCGGAUGAUUCCUCCUCCUGCUGGAGCCAGCCACGGUUUUCCAGGCUCCCAGUCCAGCAACCCCCGCACUUCACUUUCCCAGAAAUAGACCCAAGGGGACCAGUGUCCAGCACCCCAUCGAAUAGGCCACGUAUCCGUCUCCCGGUCAAUAUCCUCACUCUAGAACUACCACUUGUCCAGAAUCCCGAAACCCGGGAGGAAUUUCAGAGGACCCCAGUGAUGUAUCCAGACACUUCAUGUCCAGGGGUCCUUGCUGAGAGCUUGAGGACUCCAGAGGGCACCUCUGGAACCCUGAAAGCUAUAGGCCUUCCUCAGGAUGCUAGAAUUUGGGGGCGGUUCUCUGGCUCCAUGAAAUAGGGUAGUCAUUGUCCAGAAGCUUAGAAGGUCUCUGGUACAUCAGAAAUUGAGAGAAGCUCUUGGAAACCCUGAAGCACUGUAGGAAUUUUCCAGAAUCCCAGAUCCUUAAAUGACCCCUUGGAAAUUUUAAAACUUUGUGUAGAAAUUGGGAGGGAUUCUCUGGACUCAUCGGCUUGGGGUGGAGAUGUUCAGCAGAGCUGGCAAACCUAGGUUUCAAUCUAGAUGUCUGGAGCCCUGGUUGAAUUCUCCAGGUCUUUGGGGACCCCACCUGUCAGCCAGUGUGGGAACAGGAGCAUGGCUGGAGGCAUCACCGGAGGACAGGCUUUAGGAAGGACAUGUCUGUGGGUCCUUGUGUUUCAAAGGCCGUGAGAUCUCCUCUGGGCGAUCCACCCCAAGAUAGACCCCGAAAGGUGCAGAAGGCCUGAGAGAGUGUGAAUGGCUUCUCACUCCUGUCUCUGUCUGCUUUGGCCACACCAGCCUCCCAUCACCUCCCAGAUGCGUCCUGCCUUGUCUCAGGGUCUUUCUUCCCUUUGUCUAAUGACACAUUUUCCCCAUUCAGUUUGGUAACAGCAGGUUGAUAUCGGCCCCUGUGAGGAGGGAUAUUUUGUGUUCCCUUAGGUGACUUUUUCCAUUGUCCUCUCCUUGUUGAGCUUCCAAAGAUUCCUCUUCUUUUAAUGGUGGGGCAGAGCUGUGCAGGCGGGGGCGGUCUGGCUAUGAGACGAAGAGUGGCAGCCACUGGGAGUUGUAGACAGGCCAUGAGCUGGCUCAAGACCAGGACGGGAGUCAGGAGACGGGGUUUGCAAGCCUGCUGUGCAGCAGCCCUACUGUGUGAGCCACACGAGCCCCGCCCUGGCCACCGCUGGCAUCUGUACUGGCGGGCCAGCAAGGAGGACCUUUGCAGGUUUGCCAGCAGUGUUGUCCUCCGGAGCCUUCAUUCAGCCCGGGGCUCUGAUCACACGGUCUCUCACUGGUCACCUUUACUAGGUCCUGCUUCAAGGUCGGGCCUGCUUUACCGGUGGCCAGGGUGGAGGUCCGGGUGGUCUCCAGGCUCCUGAGCAUUGGGCAAACCCACCCCCUCUCUCCACUCCAGUCUGCCCAGCUCGCAGCUGUGACAGCCUGGGCAAGGUGGGUGUCUUCUCUGGACCUCAGUCUCCUCCUCUGUAAAGUGGGGAUAAAAUUGAUUUAUCCAGUGAGAAGUUAAUGAGUGCUCAUAGAGGAAAUGAUACGAGGACUAAACGAAUCCAUAUAAACUGGGACAGAGCUCGGCACAUGGUCAGUGCUAUGUAAAUGCUAAUGAUUAUUACCAUUAUUAUUAAUAGUGGGUGCUCUCGGCACAAACAUGCAUCGUUCCUGUACUUGAAGGAGAGGAAUUGUGUCAAUAUCUGCUCUCUGGUUAUUUCAGACUCGUGAACUUGUUGAUAUUCGUUCUCCUGCCACCUUCUUACAAGGUGACCGAUUCUUCUCACAUGGAUUCUUGUAGGGAGAAGGGUGGCCAUUCAGGACCGUUGCCCAGUGCCAGAGCUGGGGAGGAGUCCUUGUUGCCCCUUCCUGGGGGGAAUUGAGAGAGAUUCAUUUGUCUUCAUUGAGUAAGGGCCAGAGGGACUUUCCAGAGUUCAGCUUGCCUCGAGGUUUCGGAAGAGAGCUAUUUUAGUCCAUCUGAGGACAUUGGGUGACAUCAGCUCAGUCAGCCGGGAGUCAGGGCAGGUCCCUGGAGGUCCUGCUUUAAUGGACAGAUAAGACCAGCCUCCAAAGAGCAGGAAAAUGCCUGUGUCCUCUUCCUGGACACGGGCAGGUCUUUGGAAGUUCACUCCUUUGGGAAAACCCCUUCUUCAGUGGGCAGACAGUGGGCCACAAACUGUCCCCUGGACCUCAAGGACACUCAGCUCCAAAGUGUCUCACUUUGCGAGCCACUUCUCCAGGCUAAGCCCACCUCCUGCACAAACGGGAAGCUAGGCUGACAACAUCCGAGGGCUCCCUUCCCUCCGCUCUCUUCAGGGAGCGAGAACAGCACAUGUCCCCUAUUAUUUAAUCUCCCACACCCCAUGAGCUCUGAUCGACCCCAUUUAACGGAGGGAAAAACUCAGGUCCAGAAAGGUGAAGUCACUUAGGACUGAGCAGGGAGGAAGGGGGCGCAGCCGUGACCGGAACCCAGGUCUGUCUGGGAGCACAGUUCACCUGCUUGACCACCACUCUGCUAAACGAAGCUUGGGAGUCCUCCCAGCCAUGAUACACAGACUAAUUCAAAUUCGGGGACACAAGGAAAAGCCACCACAGAGCAAAGGCUCUUUGCUUUUUGGACGGUGUCUCCCAGUCACUCAUUGACCAUUAUUUAAGGACUUGAAGUAGUGAUUCCAAUUUUCCAGGCUCCCUCAGCUGCCUUCUACUUGGGUGGUCCUUCCUGGGGUCUGACGUACAUUCUCCUUCACAGUUGUAAGUGAGUCCCUCGGCAUGUGUUCACUGAGCACCUGCUAAGUGGCCAGCAUACUGCUAGGCCCCAGGGAGGAGGAGACGGGUCAGGUCUUGGUGUGGCAGGCACAGAGCAUGCUCUUGGCUGGAGAAGGGAGAAGCAGGCUCGCGUGGGCCUGACUCCUGCAGUGAGGAGUCCAGUGAAGGGAGAUGACCCCACCCUUCUGCUCCAAGGGUCUGAAAGAGCAUGGCCCAAGGUCCUAUUUAUCAGGGGACAGGGUCUGGGAGGCCCUGAGAGUGAUGUAGGUGUCAGGGAGACAGAUCUGCGUUUGAAUCGCUACUCGUUGGCUGGGUGACCUUUGACACCUGUUUACUUGAGCUCUUAGCCUCAGUUUCCCUAUCUGUAAAACAGCAACCAUUGUCGUAAAAUGAUGGAACCUGAAUAGGAUUCAGUAAGUUGUGCUCGUGAGGUGCUCAGCAUGGGGCCUGCUACCUCCAUAGGAAUGUAAUCGGCCUUUAUGGUCUAGAGCAGUGGUACCCAGGCUGGUUUACUGGGAGAAUCUUUCAGGAACCGGUUUCUAAAAGGGCCCCACCUAAGCAUCCAGCUCUAUAGCUAGGCUGGGAUGGGCAAGGUAGAAGCUGAAUGCUUUACACUCCCCAGGGGGGGUUAAGCGGCCUUGGGGCAAGGCAGGCGGGUUCUGGAGCUAGUUCUGCAACUUCUGUGGGCCUUUGCUCUAGGCCUCUGGCUCCUGGUCUCUAUGGAGCACACCAGGGUGGUCUUUCUGGAAGUUCUCUGCUGCCCUCUAGUGGACACGGGGCACUCGUGCCUUCCAGCAGUGUAAUUCCUGCCACGUAAUUCACUAACGCUGUGCUAAGUGCCUGUGAUGACACGGGUCCCUCCAGUGCGUACACUUGGGGAGCAGGAAGGACUUUCACAAAUGUCCCUCACUGAGCUCUUAUUUCAGCUGUGUCAAGCGAGGUAUUAUCUCCAUUUACAGGUCUAGAUGAAGAAGGUGGGGCCGAGGAAGGAAAGGACUGCCCCACGGUCACCCAAGCAAGUCACAAGAGCUAGGACUCGUCUGUAGGUGGCCCAGCUCUUUGGUGGGGAGGAAAUAACAAAGCCUAGAAAUGGGUGAGCAGUGAGAACAUCCCUUCUCCCGAUGGCAGGUUCUGGGGUCCCGGGUGCUGCCCACCUCCAACUUCACCAUGAGUGGACAGGUUACACUCUGAGUCCAGGGGAACUGCAUAGAGUUAGGUAUCUGGGAAAAGGUCUGGGGCUGGAUACCUCCUCAUGGGGAAGGGAGGUCACCCUGCCAUCCCCUUCCCCCGUUAGCAGAAGAAGGCCCAAACCUUGACCACGCCCUCUGGUCUGAGUCCCAGCUGGUGUCUCUGAUGUCCCUGUUGGUCCAGUCACUGGGUCCUUCCUUCUUCCUGGAAAAGCUUGUAGGGAGUUGCUUUCUGGGCCUCCCCCGAUUCCAAAUCUGACCGGCCAUUCCCUUCUGAAAACCUGCCGGCACUCCCCACACGCUCCAGACUGACAAGCAGACCCCUCUCUCUGCCAGGCGUCACAGUCCUGCCUGCUGGGCCUCGGCCCCCUCCCCGGCCUCGCUCUCCCCACUUGUCUCUCCCCCCAAGCUCCAGCCCCGUGGUUUUGAUGGUUGUGCUUUGCUUUCCAAACGCAUCUCUGUUUCUCUCCAUCGGCCUCCUCUCUGGCUGUCGUCGUCCCUCUUUCCGGAACACCGUCUUCCCUCCUUGGGCCCCUGCGCGCUUUUGUCUGGUGAACCCCUCUCUGGGUUAGACUCCCCUCCCCUGGCCGCUGCUCCCCGAUCCCUGCAGGGACCAUCUGUCUCCCCAUCCUUUCCUCCCUCCCCCCCGCCCCCAUGGGGAGUGAGCACAGGGAGGUCUGUCAUAUGCUGCAUCAUACCCCCAGCGCCAGGCACAGAGUGCGGACCUGGUGAAUGAAGGAGUAAAUGAGUAAGUGAUGGAGGAAAGCCUCGGCACUAGAGUCAGGCCCAUGUGGCCCCCGGCUCAGCCGUAAGCUGGGUGACCUUGAACGAGUCCCACUCCUUCCCUGAGCCCCAAUGUGUUCAUCUGAAAAUGACCUUCCAUUCCUGCUGCAUGGGGCACAUCUGAGGCGCUGAGGCCUCCUACAUGGGUAGGUCCUCCCCCUGGUUCCGGAGGUGGCCAAUUCCUGUGCACUCUUGGGC
This is a messenger RNA of Neofelis nebulosa (Clouded leopard), 9064 nucleotides long. It is a transcript of the gene KIF12, whose product is annotated as kinesin family member 12. The record is from RefSeq and is a predicted model, not a curated record. Gene Ontology annotation, biological process: microtubule-based movement. Bases 285 to 2183 code for a protein of 632 amino acids. The transcript has 19 exons. Lineage: Eukaryota; Metazoa; Chordata; Mammalia; Carnivora; Felidae. Gene Ontology annotation, molecular function: microtubule motor activity; ATP binding; microtubule binding.